Messenger RNA from Carassius gibelio (silver crucian carp), 1994 nucleotides. Its product is annotated as EF-hand calcium-binding domain-containing protein 4A-like. NCBI's taxonomy places the organism in Eukaryota, Metazoa, Chordata, Actinopteri, Cypriniformes, Cyprinidae. The record is from RefSeq and is a predicted model, not a curated record. Gene Ontology annotation, molecular function: calcium ion binding. Bases 66 to 1283 code for a protein of 405 amino acids. The transcript is spliced from 10 exons.
GAGGAACACUGGUAUAAUAACACACCUGCCGAUCACAGGAGACACACACCUGAGCCAGGUCCGUAAUGUCCUGCUGGUUGAAGGACGGUGUGGUGUUGGAGGGGACAGGCAGUGGUCAGAUGUCGCCCCGCUCCAGAUUGCGAAGCCCCUUGACCAGUCGGACGGCGAGAUUACAUUCAUUUAAUGAUGUGACCUCUCCUGACUCAGACAGACAGGACAGAAUGAGCAAAGCUAAAGAGCUCUUUGAGCUCUGUGAUAAAGAGAGGAAAGGAUUCAUCACCAAGAGAGACAUGCAGUGGCUUCAGCAAGAGCUUCCCCUGUCUCCUGAGCAGCUGGAAUCAGUGUUUGAGAGUUUGGACAGGGACAGAAAUGGUUACCUCACACCCCUCGAGUUCCACACGGGCCUAGGAGAGCUUGUUGGUUCUGUGCCAGAGGAGAGAUCGAGGAGCAGAGAUGGAGAGAUGGCUGGAGAAGAGAGAGUAGAGCCGAUGGAGAUCCGAUUCACACACAUCCUCAUGGAGCUGGGAGCUGAUAAACUCUUUAAAGAUCAGUGGGAGCUGUGUACUCUGUGGUGUGAGCUCCAGAGGGACAAACCUGAGCUGUUGGAUGUUUUGGAGGAGGUUCUCUCCUACACUGUGUCUAAUCUUCAGGACGCACUCAAAGAGAGAGACAAUUUAGAACAGGCACUGCGCAGGAGAGAGGAAGAUCAUGACAGAGUGGUUCGGUCCAUAUAUGAAGACAUGGAGAGUCAGUUAAGAGAAGAGCGAGAGAAAAGACAAGCUCUGGACAGCAUGAAGCAAGGAGUCAAGAAAGAGCAGCUACUGCAGGAGUUGAGUAUGCGAGAACAAGAACUUGAGUUCACGCUCACCAAACAGAGAGAGUUAGAGAACAAGAUUAACACUCUGAGCAGUGAUCAAACUGACACUCGAGGGGAGAACCGCAGACUGCAGAACAUCAACCAGCAGCUGCAGGAACAACUGGAGCAGAGCCGAGAGGAGCUUCAGCACGCGCUGAGCCAACUACAACAGCUACAGAUCACCAUCAAACAACAGCAGAGGGGCAAAGAGAGAGAAGUCCUGAAAGUGUCCCGAAACAUGCAGAAGGAACGAGAGAGCCUCAUGAGACAGCUGGAUCUUCUCAGAGAGAUGAACAAGCGUCUUCGGGAUGAUAAAGAUGCCCAACAGACACAGAAGAUGGUUAGUCAAAAACAGCCCACUCCUUACCCACCGUGCCGCUGUGUUCACGCCUUCUCGUCGAGGAUGCACUCUGUUUAUCCAUAUUAACCCUGCCUUUUCCCCAUAUAACAUUACCCACAAUGCAUACUGCUAAAUGUGAACAUCUACAUUCAUCUGGAUGUACUUCCGUGAGUUUCCAUGAACCCAUGUUUUUUCAGGAAUUUGAAAGUUUCUGGAAUAAUUACAUUUUCCAGGUGCAGCUUUGGUUAGUAAUUAUUUUUUUUGGAGAGCUUGUUCCAUUCGUCAGCCUUGAAGAGGAACACCUAAUGUCUUGAAGGAAACCUUGAGCUCAACGAAGACCUCGAUUUCAACAUUUGAAACAGUGAAUAUGGGAUUUUGCCCUGUUCUCCAAUCAAACAAAUCACAUUUGGAGAACAUUUUGUCCUUGUUCGGUCUGUUACAGAAACAAGUGUGAUUCCAAAAAAAAAGGUUAUUUCUGUCUCAGAAGAGCCCUAGUCACUUUAUGCCCCUCAUUUUUUCUUUCAAAGAAAGUCAGUUAGAACAUACCAUGAAUAGCAUUUAAUUUUCAGUGCCUAGAAAUGUAUGGCGCUUUACCUCAUUAACUCUGAUUUCAUACAUUUGAAUUUUUUGGUAUUUGUAAUUUAAUAGUUUCUUUUUAAAUGUGCAGUUCUGUGCAAUUUAUGAGAGUUUACUUGUUCGGUCUCAGAUUGAUGCAUCAAAAACAAAAUGUGGAUUGUGUUCAAAUUUAAUGUUGAACAAAUGGAUAUGUUGUUAAAUAAACAUGUUCAUUCAUCUUGA